UCUGAAACAGCGUCACAGCUCCGCAGCCGCUCUGACUAUAUAAGAGCAGUGUUUUCCCGCUUUUCAACACUAUUUUCUCCUGAUCAGAGAAACGAGAAGCCAUGGCAAGAACCAAGCAGACCGCCCGUAAGUCCACCGGAGGCAAAGCCCCCAGGAAGCAGCUGGCCACCAAGGCUGCCCGUAAGAGCGCCCCGGCCACCGGUGGAGUGAAGAAACCUCAUCGUUACAGGCCCGGUACCGUGGCUCUCAGAGAGAUCCGUCGUUACCAGAAAUCCACCGAGCUGCUCAUCCGCAAGCUGCCCUUCCAGCGUCUGGUCAGAGAAAUUGCUCAGGAUUUCAAGACCGAUCUGCGCUUCCAGAGCUCCGCUGUCAUGGCUCUGCAGGAGGCCAGCGAGGCUUACCUGGUCGGUCUGUUCGAGGACACCAACCUAUCAAUACUAGUAAAUAUGAGUGGAAGAGGCAAGGGAGGAAAGGGACUCGGUAAAGGAGGCGCCAAGCGUCACCGUAAAGUUCUCCGUGAUAACAUCCAGGGAAUCACCAAACCCGCCAUCCGCCGUCUGGCUCGCCGCGGUGGUGUCAAGCGUAUCUCCGGUCUGAUCUACGAGGAGACCCGCGGUGUGUUGAAGGUCUUCCUGGAGAAUGUCAUCCGUGAUGCCGUCACCUACACCGAGCACGCCAAGAGAAAGACCGUGACCGCCAUGGAUGUGGUUUAUGCUCUCAAGAGGCAGGGACGCACCCUGUACGGUUUCGGAGGUUAAAUCUGAUCCUGACCCUCUGA
Molecule: messenger RNA, 778 nt
Organism: Scomber japonicus (chub mackerel)
Lineage: Eukaryota; Metazoa; Chordata; Actinopteri; Scombriformes; Scombridae
Product: histone H3-like
Exons: 3
Coding region: 102-758 (218 amino acids)
Cellular component (GO): nucleosome
Molecular function (GO): DNA binding; structural constituent of chromatin; protein heterodimerization activity
Source: RefSeq, a predicted model, not a curated record